This is a messenger RNA of Neolamprologus brichardi, 963 nucleotides long. Lineage: Eukaryota; Metazoa; Chordata; Actinopteri; Cichliformes; Cichlidae. The record is from RefSeq and is a predicted model, not a curated record.
GAGUUUGUUCGCUUGAUCAUAUCUGACACAAUGACAACUUACAUCACACUGCUGAUUGGUGAUUUCCUGAGAGCAGUUCUUGUUCGUUUUCUCAACUACUGCUGGUGUUGGGACCUAGAGGCUGGCUUUCCAUCCUACUCUGAGUUUGACGUCAGUGGGAACGUUUUGGGCCUGAUCUUCAAUCAAGGAAUGAUAUGGAUGGGUUCCUUCUAUGCGCCCUGUCUGCCUGCCUUAAACGUCAUCCGGCUCCAUGUCUCCAUGUACCUGCAGUGCUGGGCUGUUAUGUGCUGUAAUGUGCCACAAGAAAGGGUCUUCAAAGCCUCUGGUUCCAACAACUUCUACAUGGCCAUGUUGCUGGUCAUCCUCUUUCUGUCCACACUGCCUGCCAUCUACACCAUUGUCUCCAUUCCCCCUUCAUUUGACUGUGGACCCUUCAGUGGUAAGAACCGCAUGUUUGAUGUGAUCCACGAGACUCUGGAGUCUGACUUUCCUCCAUGGUUUAGCAAAGUUUUCAGCUAUGCCUCUAACCCUGGAUUGGUGCUACCCUUCAUACUUCUUAUGGUACUGGCCAUUUAUUACUUGCAAUCUACAUCCAAAAGCUACAGAGAAGCAAAUGUGGAGCUGAAGAAAAAGCUACAAAUGCAAAAUGAGGAGAACAAGAGGAAGAACAAACGAGCAGCACUGAAAGCUCAAAUGGAUUUGGAGGAGGCCAGAAAGACUGCACAAGAGCAACAAAGGAACAACAAUGCUUCAGUACAGGAUCAAGAAGAUGAUACAGAUAUCCAUGUCAGCGGUCAGAACCCUCCUCCUGUUGGCGGCAGAGGACGCCAGAUGCCGUCCAGCAGAGACCCUGGCUCAAGGACCUACAACCGUGGCAACCACGGGCCUUCUGGAUACCUGCCUGGUUUUGCUCGGCAAACUGAGCCCAGGAUGUACAGGGUGCCGAGCCUGCAGAGACACUGA